Molecule: messenger RNA, 4349 nt
Organism: Bombyx mori (domestic silkworm)
Lineage: Eukaryota; Metazoa; Arthropoda; Insecta; Lepidoptera; Bombycidae
Gene: Klp10A
Product: kinesin-like protein a
Exons: 17
Coding region: 81-2510 (809 amino acids)
Biological process (GO): microtubule-based movement
Molecular function (GO): microtubule motor activity; ATP binding; microtubule binding
Source: RefSeq, a predicted model, not a curated record
ACGUGUUGGAGCUAGUUUUGGACGCUAUUUAAUUACAAAUAAUGUUUAAUAGUGUAUGUGGUGCAUAAACGUGUUCGAUAAUGGAUGACGGCACAGUUAGAAUUCGCUCCGGUAUCAACAUCAACAUUAAAAGAACAGAUGGUCGGGUCCAUUCUGCGAUCGUGGCCUCAGUUAACUUGGAGACGCGCUCAGUUGCUGUGGAAUGGUUCGAGCGCGGCGAGACCAAGGGCAAGGAGAUCGAGAUAGAUGCCAUCCUAGCGCUGAACCCUGAACUGGCGAGUGGGCCGCGGCACCACACUCCGCACCUGCAGCCGAUGCCCAACAAACUAGCCAGGGAUCCGUCGGGCUCCUCUUCGGACGACGGCGGGUUCCUGCAGGAGGGCGGCGAGGGCGAGGCGGGAGACUCCGGCCACACGCUGCCCGUGCGCAACUCACGAUCGGAUAUGACGCGGCAGUCCAUACCCGUUGCGACCAAAGCGCCCGUGACCAGGGUGACGCGGAACAAUCAGAUGCGGGUGUCGAAUGUGGGCGGCGCCUACACAAACGGUCACGGCGGCGACACGACGGGGCGGCGCGGCGUCGAGAAUGUACCCCCGGCACAGCUGCCGCCACAGCAGCCGCCGCCCAGUUCCAGAAUCACACAGCAGCCUCCUUCAUCGGGCGGUCGAAUGCGCGCCGGUAGUACUCCGAGUGCAGCAGUAGUGUCUCAACCGCCUCAACUGCCGUAUUUACUGUCUCAACGACGUACUCAAAAUUUGAAGGAGUUUUCAGGUUCGGGUAUUUCCAGUAGGGCGGCCGGCGUCGCGUCCACCGCGUCCGUGCCCGCCGGCGCCACCUCCGCCGUCACGUCCGCCGUCACAUCCGGCGUCACGUCCGGCGUCACGUCCGGCGCGGUGCGGCGCUCCAACGUCGUCAAGGAGGUCGAGCGGCUCAAGGAGAACAGGGAGAAGAGAAGGCAGAGGCAAGCGGAACUUAAGGAAGAAAAGGAAGCCCUCAUGAACCUGGACCCUGGCAACCCGAACUGGGAGUUCCUGGCGAUGAUCCGGGAGUACCAGAACAGCAUCGAGUUCAGGCCGCUCACCGGCACCGAGCCCGUCGAGGACCACCAGAUCACGGUCUGCGUGCGGAAGAGGCCGCUCAACAAGAAGGAGCUUAAUAAGAAAGAGGUGGACGUGAUCAGCGUCCCCACCAAGGACCAGAUGAUAGUCCACGAGCCCAAGAACAAAGUGGACCUCACGAAGUAUUUAGAAAAUCAAAAGUUUCGAUUUGACUACGCGUUCGACGACUCCUGCACUAACGAAAUUGUUUACAAGUACACGGCCAAGCCGCUGGUGGCGACCAUCUUCGAGGGCGGCAUGGCCACCUGCUUCGCGUACGGACAGACCGGCUCCGGCAAGACGCACACCAUGGGCGGAGACUUCCAGGGCAAGACCCAGGACUGCAAGAAGGGCAUAUACGCCAUGGCGGCGCGCGACGUGUUCACCUACCUGCGCGCCCCCAAGUACAAGCCGCUCAACCUCAUCGUGUCCGCCUCCUUCUUCGAGAUCUACUCCGGGAAGGUGUUCGACCUGCUAGCGGACAAGGCCAAGCUGAGGGUGUUGGAGGACGGCAAGCAGCAAGUGCAGAUCGUGGGCCUCACCGAGAAGGUGGUGGACAACGUCGACGAGGUGCUCAAGCUCAUCCAGCACGGCAACGCCGCCCGGACCUCCGGCCAGACGUCGGCCAACUCCAACUCGUCGCGCUCGCACGCCGUGUUCCAGAUCGUGGUGCGGUCCCCGGGCAUGCACCGCGUGCACGGGAAGUUCUCGCUCAUCGACCUGGCGGGCAACGAGCGCGGCGCCGACACCUCCUCCGCCAACCGACAGACCAGAAUGGAAAGCGCGGAGAUCAACAAGUCCCUCCUGGCACUGAAGGAGUGCAUCCGCGCGCUGGGCAUGAAGGGCAACAACCACCUGCCCUUCCGCGUGUCCAAGCUCACGCAGGUCCUGCGAGACAGCUUCAUCGGGGACAAGUCUCGCACCUGCAUGAUCGCCAUGAUCUCGCCGGCCAUGGCCUCCUGCGAGCACAGCCUCAACACGCUCCGAUACGCCGACAGGGUGAAGGAGCUCGGCACCAUGGACCCGUCCCGGCGCGGCGAGUCUCCGCCGCCCGACGUGGACAUGCCGCCCGCGCGGGACGACCUGGCGCACCUGCGCUCCCUCAACGAGGGCGACAUGUCGGCCGAGAUGUACACCUUCCACGAAGCCAUCGACGAGCUGCAGCGCGCGGAGGAGGAGGUCCUGGACAACCACAAGGCCGUGUCCGACUACAUGCACCACGCGCUGCUCCGCGCCAACCAUCUGCUCGCCAUCACCAGGGACGUGGACUACGACCAGGACGCGUACGCGACGCAGUGGGAGGAGCUGCUGAACGAGCAGCUGGCCGUGCUGGCGCAGUCCCGCGACCUGGUGGCAGAGUUCCGCACCAAGCUCACGCGCGAGGAGCACAUCUCGCGCCGCAUACACAACUAGCGGGCGCCGCCACCACUAGCCGCUCUGUAAUAUAUUAUGUACCGGCGACGAUCUUGUCUCGCAGUAUCGACUGUGGGUGACUAUUCAGACGAUUAAUCGAUUUUGACAACUUAAAAGUUUGUUGCGUCGGUCAUCAGUACCGGCGCAGCCUUAAACCACAGAAUUGAAAUUGAAUCUAAUUGUAAUACGUAUGUUUGGGCAGUACCGUUGUCAUCUGUCACGUUUAUCGAUAUUUUAUAUCGAAUAUUGACGUAUGAAGCUAUCGGUAAUUAAGUACAUAUUUUACUAAUGAAAACAUUUAACGUGAAAAUGUCCGGUGCUCAACAACACGAGGUCAGAGACUUUGUCGAGAACACGCGAGGGCGCCGCGACCGAUGCGAGCUCCAACUCAUUAUUUAGAUGAACGAUGAGCAGCUUCCGCGCUUCGAGGAACAAAAACCGUCUCGCAUCUGGACCUUAUGUAUAUUUAGAGUGUGAGGGCACUGCGGGGUCGGUGACCGCAGGCAUUGUGUAGUGCAGCAACGUGCGUAUUGAGUCGAAUGUAAAUGAACCGACCGCACGCGCCUUGGAGCUCCGGUCGGGUUGUAAGGUUUGAGCCAAAAGAUAGAGUUUGAGGUAAAUUUUCGUCUCUCAUAUAUCGACGAUUAAAUUAAGAGAUACUCACAUUCCAUGUCGAUUCGAUAACUCGGAGACGCGCGUCCAUUAACGUGGAAGUUAUUGAAAUCUUCCGGCCAUAUUUGUAAUUAAUACGAGUAAAUUUUUCAAAGAGGAAGUAAUCUAUAUCGUAGUGAAAUUGUACCGUUGGAAUAGUUUUUGUGGAAGCAAACUCUCGCUCAAAUACCAUUUCGUUUCCCGCCUUGUUUUCUACAGAGAGAAAGGUAGAUAUGCCACGGUACAUAUUCUUUGCAUGUUUUUUUUUGUGUUGAUUUAGACGUACAUGGAAUAAAAAUAUAGUUUUAUGCUGAACGGAAUCCAAGGUCAGAUAAGUUAAUUUUGACGUAAAAUAAUGCUAUGUCAAUCAUAGAAAGAGAUGACACGAGAACAAUGCGGAUCGUUGUCUUUCUCUGGCUGCAGACUGGGCGGUCACACGAACACUCAUAGAAAUAAAUGUCUAUACACAGAUUCACAUAAUUUGCUAAUCAUUUGCAUCAUUGUCAUAAAAAAAAUCGUAAAAUUGUUCAUUAAUAUUAUUCUUCCCUUACACACUAUGAUAUUAAUUAAUAAAAAUAGUAAAAACGACUCAAAAAGACUAUGUUUAUGUAACUAUAAGUUUUUUCAAGUCAAUAUUUUUAAUUUUUUUUCUCUUUAUUUUUUUUUUGUAUUGUGUUGUGAUAUAUUUUGUUAGCGAACGAGAAUAAUGACGCUUGUAGCGAUCGCUGUGGGCUCGUGCCGCGCCCGGGCGGCGCCAGCUCGUGUCGCGCCCGGGCGGCGCCAGCUCGUGCCGCGCCCGGGCGGCGCCAGCUCGCUGCCUCAGCUUGCGAUUAAAUACUUACUAUUAAUAUAAUUUUCUAAUUUAUUUUCAGUUCAACUUUUUAUUCAGCUAUUAAAUGUUGUCAUUGCCGUGUAAUAGUUUUUGUUAACUUAUGAUUAAUAUCAGGGGCGAAAUGCUCGGAGGUACGCCAUACUUGCUGUAAACUAUCAUUUAAUAUUCCAUUUUACAAAUUUAAUCGUAAUAAUUCGAUGUUUGAUGUCAAAAAACACAAAUUGUCUGGUAAUGGAAUAUAGAAUGGUAGUUGUCAAAAAAAAACGCGCGAAAUUCCUAUGUAACCUUAACAAAGUUAAUUUAAAAAUGUUUACGUGAAUAAUAUUUUUUGUAAAAUAAAAAUUAACUUGACAAAA